GCUGGGUGGCGCCGAUUUCCCGGGGAGGUCCUUUCUGGGCCCCCGGCGGAGGUGGGGGAGAGGCGGGCAGGCACCGAGCGAGGCCAGGGAGCCCUCUGCGUCAGCCACUGCUCGCUGCGCCGCGCCAGUACCAGCCAGGACUCAUCCGCAGCUCCAUGCUUGUGCCCGGUUCGACUCGUCCAUCCUCCGAGAAGAGGCAGCCCAUGAGGCUCCCAGUACCCACUGAGUACCACCCUGAAGGAUGUCCCAGCUCUCCUCCACCCUGAAGCGCUAUACAGAAUCGUCCCGCUACACAGAUGCCCCUUAUGCCAAAUCGGGCUAUGGCACCUACACCCCUUCUUCCUAUGGGGCCAACCUGGCCGCCUCCUUCCUGGAGAAGGAAAAACUUGGUUUCAAGCCGGUUUCCCCCACCAGCUUCCUCCCGCGGCCCCGCACCUAUGGCCCCUCCUCCAUCCUGGACUGUGACAGGGGCCGCCCCCUGCUGAGACCUGACAUCAUUGGGGGUAGUAAGCGGUCUGAGAGCCAGACUCGUGGCAAUGAAAGGCCCUCGGGCAGUGGACUCAACGGAGGCAGUGGAUUCUCUUACGGAGUGACCAGCAACUCCCUCGGCUACCUGCCCAUGAAUGCCAGAGACCAGGGCGUGACCCUGAGCCAGAAGAAAUCGAACAGCCAAUCAGACCUGGCCCGAGAUUUCUCCAGCCUGCGGACCUCAGAUAGCUACCGGACUUCAGAUGGCUACCGGACCUCAGACAGCUUUAGGAUAGACCCCGGAAACCUGGGUCGCAGCCCCAUGCUGGCCCGCACACGUAAGGAGCUCUGUGCCCUGCAGGGCCUCUACCAAGCAGCCAGCCGUUCUGAGUACCUAACAGACUAUCUGGACAACUAUGGUCGCAAGAGCAGUGCACCACAGGUGCUCACGCAAGCCCCUCCCUCCCGAGUCCCUGAAGUCCUCAGUCCCACCUACCGACCAAGUGGCCGCUACACCUUGUGGGACAAGAGCAAGGGCCAGGCCUCUGGGCCCAGCCGCUCCAGUUCUCCAGGGCGAGACACCAUGAAUUCAAAGAGUGCCCAGGGUCUGGCUGGUCUUCGAAACCUUGGGAACACGUGCUUCAUGAACUCAAUUCUCCAGUGCCUGAGCAACACCCGAGAGUUGAGAGAUUACUGCCUCCAGAGGCUGUACAUGCGGGACCUUGGCCACACCAGCAGUGCACACACGGCCCUCAUGGAAGAGUUUGCAAAACUAAUCCAGACCAUAUGGACAUCAUCCCCCAAUGAUGUGGUGAGCCCAUCUGAGUUCAAGACCCAGAUCCAGAGAUAUGCACCACGUUUCGUUGGCUACAAUCAGCAGGAUGCUCAGGAAUUCCUUCGUUUCCUUCUGGACGGUCUCCACAAUGAAGUGAACCGGGUGGCAGCAAGGCCUAAAGCCAGCCCUGAGAACCUUGAUCAUCUCCCUGAUGAAGAAAAGGGGCGACAGAUGUGGAGGAAGUAUCUAGAAAGGGAAGACAGUCGGAUUGGGGAUCUCUUCGUUGGGCAGCUAAAGAGUUCCCUGACAUGCACCGACUGUGGCUACUGCUCAACCGUCUUCGAUCCCUUCUGGGACCUCUCGUUGCCCAUUGCGAAGAGAGGUUAUCCUGAGGUGAUGUUAAUGGACUGUAUGCGGCUCUUCACCAAAGAGGAUAUAUUGGAUGGGGAUGAGAAGCCUACAUGCUGCCGCUGCCGAGCCAGAAAACGAUGUAUAAAGAAGUUCUCCGUCCAGAGGUUCCCAAAGAUCUUGGUGCUCCACCUGAAGCGGUUCUCAGAAUCCAGGAUACGAACCAGCAAGCUCACAACAUUUGUGAAUUUCCCACUAAGAGACCUGGACUUGAGAGAAUUCGCUUCAGAAAACACCAAUCAUGCUGUUUACAACCUGUACGCUGUGUCCAAUCACUCCGGAACCACUAUGGGAGGCCACUAUACAGCCUACUGCCGAAGUCCGGUCACGGGCGAAUGGCACACUUUCAAUGACUCCAGUGUCACACCCAUGUCCUCCAGCCAAGUGCGCACCAGCGACGCCUAUUUGCUCUUCUAUGAACUGGCCAGUCCGCCCUCCCGUAUGUAGCAUUGAGGAGCUACAACCCUUCCCUCUUCCCUGUGGUGGCCCCACGUCCUAAGUUUUUUUUUUAAAAAUUCAGAAAAAAAAACACCACAAAAAAAAAAAACCAACAAAAUCCUGACAAGUGAGAGAAAAAUAAAGUAAAAUAAAGCUGCCGAGCAGAAGUUGAUACAGCCUGGUCAGGGUCUGGAGUGCGGAGCCAGGUGCCCCUGAGCCACGGCCUGUCGGGAAAGACGGACUGAUGCAGAGACAGAGUCAGCGGUGUCCCUCAGCGCCUCGGCUUCUCGUUUGCGUUUUUUAAGCUUGUGGUAUUUUUUCCUGUGUGUAAUAAAAACAACAGCGGUCUGUGGGGAGAGGAUCAGUCCACCUGCUGCCCCAGGGCCACACCUUCUGGGAGGACAGCGCCAUCUGGAGCCUGCUGGGAGCAUCGCUGCUGGAUGGAGCUCGGGCGGAGCCGGCUCGGAUGCUGCCCUGCCUGGGCCUGCUCGCCAGUCCGGAGAGGAAACACCCGUGAGCCAAGAGCCCUCCUAACGCUGCUAAGUCCAGGGGUACAGAUGAGGGUGACAUCUUUGAAAAAAGCUGGUUUGGGUUUUCAAAAACCCAAUUUUUUUUUUCUGUUUUUUAAAAUUUAACUGUAACGAACACGUUCCGACUGGAGAUGCGGUCCUUCACACCUCUCUUCACAGCUGGGACGUUGGGCUGGCUCCCUGUUUUUGUUUUUUGUUGUUAGGAUUUCUGUUUUGUUUUUGUUUCGUUUUUUUUUUCUUUCGUCAAAUACAACUUUCCUAAUGCUAGCCCCCUGUGGUGCUAGGUGAGUAUUGGCCAGGCCCAAGCAUAGCCACAGUAGACCUGGGAUCUAAAGUUUUCUGUUUUGAAGUUGUUUUUUUUUCCUUUAAUAUUUUGGAUGGAAUCUAGUUGCCUCCAAGAAUUGUGCCUUAUAGCAUUUGGGGACCAGGGGAUCACCUCCCCUUCCUGAGAUAUCCCUCAGCUGCUUCCCUUUAUCCCGUGCCAUGUUGAAAGCCACUUGGGGACAUGGGGUCCUGCCCUUAGCCCCUGGCUUGUGCACUGCAGUGGUUAAGAGGAAGUGGGUAAAUGGUGUUUCUUAAGAUAGUGUAUGAAGCUCUUCCCACCACCCUCUCACCCACCCCUGGUCUACUCCCCAGCUAUUUGAAGGACAGCACAGGCCCCUUGUUCCUCAAGCCCCCCCUUUAAUUUAUUCUCUUCUUGAUGCCCUUGUCCUCCAAGUUUCCUGCCACCAGUCCCUUUCUCAGAGUCUCUUAGACAAAGGCCCUCUGGACUGAGCUUCUCAGGGACACCCACACUACCCCUUACCCCUUCUUGGUACAAGUCUUUGGUCCUGCCCUGGGAGCGUGAGCCUGGAUGUCUGGGGAUGUCUUGUAUGAUUCUUUGCCGUGGGCUUGAUUUCGCCCUGACAUUGUCAAAAAACUCCAUGCUGUCCCAAGAACCAAGCUAUCCAGCACUAAGGCAUUUUGCACACCCUGCAGGUGCACCUGGCUUAUGUCCUCAGAACCUGGAGUGCUUGAGUGUCCCAGGACAAGGCACCCGAGAAAAGACACCCUGAGUUUACCUGGCCUGAUACCCUUUUCUAGGGAAGACCUGUGAACGUGAGCCCAAGGGCUGGUGUACACUUGUUUACUAUGUAAGCAAGAGUCGAAUGUCCAGUGUACAGUGGAGCCUUGUACAGAAUAAAUACUAGCUUUGAGAAAGAA
Grammomys surdaster is the source of this 3822-nucleotide messenger RNA. It is a transcript of the gene Usp2, whose product is annotated as ubiquitin specific peptidase 2. The record is from RefSeq and is a predicted model, not a curated record. Gene Ontology annotation, molecular function: cysteine-type deubiquitinase activity. Gene Ontology annotation, cellular component: cytoplasm. The transcript is spliced from 13 exons. Gene Ontology annotation, biological process: protein deubiquitination. Bases 242 to 2098 code for a protein of 618 amino acids. Lineage: Eukaryota; Metazoa; Chordata; Mammalia; Rodentia; Muridae.